AUGCAGAGUAAUCCGUUCAGUCCGGCCGGGAGGAGAAAGCCUUCACGGUUUGGCCAAGCAGUGAUCUGUCGAGUGUGUGGACACUUUGGACAUUCUCGAACGACCAAGUUCAUGCGGAAACAGCGAGCUUUUCCGUCCCCGAACAGGUUGGCCCAGCCAAACGUGCAUGGUCAAGCCGAUCAAAAAGUCGCGAAAUCAGCAAAUGUGGCAUUUUUACACAAACUGGAGGCCAUACCAUCCACUCGGCACAGCCUGCUCGUGGCUUUCAACUCUAAAUUGAAGCGUAUGGCUUAA
Protopolystoma xenopodis is the source of this 294-nucleotide messenger RNA. NCBI's taxonomy places the organism in Eukaryota, Metazoa, Platyhelminthes, Monogenea, Polystomatidea, Polystomatidae. The record is from the annotation of a GenBank genome assembly.